Colletotrichum scovillei is the source of this 1119-nucleotide messenger RNA. RefSeq lists its product as uncharacterized. The coding region runs from base 1 to 1119 and encodes 372 amino acids. Lineage: Eukaryota; Fungi; Ascomycota; Sordariomycetes; Glomerellales; Glomerellaceae. The transcript is spliced from 6 exons. The record is from RefSeq and is a predicted model, not a curated record.
AUGUCAACAUUGACAUCAAAUGACACCGAAAAUAAGGGGCCUUCCUCCCUAGGGAUCAUCAUCUCAGUCACAGCUCUCAGCACCCUCUUCACUGCAGCAAGACUCUAUGUACGGAGCGUGAUACUAAAGAAGGUCCAUUCAGAUGACUACCUCAUCGUGGCGUCAGUAAUCUGUAGCUGGGUGAGCGUCGCGACCGCCGUGGUUGCUGUAUCACACGGCAUGGGCCUACACUUCGAGCUCUUGACCACCCAGCAAAAGUCCGGAGCCAUCUUUUGGACAAUCGCCGGCUUCCCAGCCGGCGUCAUGUCGUUUGGCCUACCCAAGCUCGCCGUCGUCGCCCUCCUGACGCGAAUUCUGAACCCGAGUCCAUGGCACAAGACGUUCCUCUGGGCCCUAUCCCUCUUCUGCCUUCUCAACCUGACGGCCAACAUGAUUCUCCUCUUCACACAUUGCCAGCCAACGCAAUCGCAAUGGGACUUUUCCGUAUCUGGUCACUGCCUGGAUAAAUGGAUAUUGGUCUCGUUUGCUAUUUACACGGGAGCCUUUGGCGCCUUUGUUGACUUGUACCUCGCUGUCUAUCCAGCAUUGGUGCUUGCGAGACUACAGAUGAGCAUCAAGAAAAAGGCAGCUUUGAGUGUUGCGCUGGGUAUUGGGUCUAUCUCGUCCGUAGUCGCGGUUUACAAAUGCACCCGCGUCCCAAGUCUUGCGAGCAGCGACUUCACAUAUGAUACAGCGGAUUUGGUAAUUUGGACAAUAGUCGAAGGCGGCACAAUGAUCAUAGCCGCCUGCAUACCCAUACUCCAACCGCUUGGCGAGCGCAUCUUUGGCAAGCGCAUAUUCGGAUCCGGUCCCAGCGGAGGAAGACAUACCUACGAGAACUAUGAAAUGGGCCCUAGUGGAAGGGCAAAGUCCGAGACGGAGGCGCAACCUCGCACAUGGGGGACCAGCACGAGAGUAGAGAGACGAACUGAUGAAGACAGUCUGGACGAGACGGAAUCAAAGAUCGCAGGGGCGAGAAGUUGUAGCAGUCAGGAGAUGAUACUGAGCCAGGAUGACUUUGAUAGGAAGAUUAUACGGACGGAUACUUUCAGCGUGAGCACGGAGAGAAAGGGAGUUUAA